GUAAGACAAAACAAACUUAAAGAAUUAUGCUGGAGUCAUAUAGGAGUUUCGCGCUGUUCCAGCUGCUUUUCCUCUUGUCAGUCAUACUUAUUUUCCUUCGCUCGACAUCCACUGGGGAUUUGGAACCACAGGAAAUGGAACCGCUGAAGGAACCUCCGCCUGCCGAUCGUCUUGUUGUUUUUGUAAGAGAUGGACUUUCCGCUCAGACUUUCUUGGCCAAUCGGUGCAGUAAUGUGCCACUGCUGCGGGAUCUACUUUUGCGAGAGGGAUUAGUGGGUAUCAGUCGUCCGGAGAAGACCACGUACCACCCGAUAUCCCCGCACAUUUCCCUCUUUUCCGGAUUAAAUGAAGAUGCUGCGAGGAUAGCGCGUAACUGGCUGCGAAAACCGGAUCCCAUUGACUCAAUAUUUAAUCGGUGUAACCAAAGUUUUGCAUGGACCACUUCGGAAAUACUUUCACGCUUUCCGGAAUUGCACAGACCUAUAGCAACGAAUUACCAAACAUUUUAUAAAGACGUUACCAAAUCCUUCGCGGAAAUGGAAGACUUCGUCUGUGGAUCUGUUAAAACGUUUUUAUCCUUUGAGUCCCGGAACUUGAUAAAUUCUACUGGAGUAAUAUUCUUUAUACACAUGACUGGGGUAGAACCAUCCCCCGAAAUUCUUCAGAGAAUUCAAAAAAAUAUUUAUGAUCUGUACGAGACCUUUGAAAAAUUAUUUCCCGAUCAACGAACGGCGUACUUAUUCACUUCUAAUCUUGGAAAUUCAAAAACUCAUAGUAAAUGCAGCUUUGCAGUCGAAUCACCCUUUUUCAUUUGGGGUUCUGGAGUGGCUCAUGUAAUAUCAAUGCCAGGACGAAAUUUUGUGGCCAACGAUUCGGGAUUCCGGUUGCCCCUCCAUGUCCUAAAUCCUCCUCAUCUCACAGCAACUAUGAGUGCCUUACUAGGACUUCCACCCCCAGUUAUCAGUCGUGGAAUGCUGCCCCAUGGAAUGCUUAAUGCCAGUUUGCUGUACGAAGCCAAUGCCAUGUUGAUUAAUGCCAAACAACUUCUAGCUCAAGCUCGUCGUAUAAGGGAGCUCCAUCCCAAAAAUUUGCGUUCUUAUUGGCUGGAUUUCAAAAUGAUGGACAGCUUUUUGAAGAAUUCAGAUGUUCUUAAAAAGCAGCAUCGUUUCAAAGCUCUUUUGGAAUACAGCUGCAACUUUAUGCCAGUGUUGAUAAAGGAAAUGGAUUACUUUAAGGAUUAUUAUAGAAGAAAUUUAGUGAUAGCAGUGAGCAUUGCUGGGAUCAGUUGGCUUUACUGCCUGCGAUGUCACAUUACUAUAGUUAGGAAGUGCAGAAAUCACAUUGAAGUUCAGGAAAUAACGUCUUCAACACUAUUGGCGUUUCUCAAUGGGUUCUAUAAAGUACUGACUGGCCUGCUGAUAGUCUUUAUGAUGCUGGAGAGGAUUCCAUGGUUGGUACAAGCGAUUCUACUGAUGCCUUCACUAUACUUUAAUGUGACCCUAAAAAUCGUGACCGAAAAACCCAAAAUGGUGUGCCGAAAAAGUUUAAUUUCCUCCACUUUAAUAGCACUGAUCUGCUUGGGUGGAUUUUUCCGACGUCACAUCAUAGCUGUGGGAUACCUAGGAUUCGCUGGAUAUAACAAUAGAGCAGCAUUUAAAAAACGAGGACUGCAAUUUUACCUUUGGCUACUGUUACUCCUUGGACUCACUAGUGUAUCGGUAGUUCCAGAAUCGAUGGGUUGUUCGCAGCCUAGAGCUUUGCUUUUUAGUAUCCUGUUGACUCUUCUUCGUCCUUUGGCUUGCGGAGUUUACUGUAACCCAAUCACCUGGGUAAGCAACAUCCUUGUGCUCCUCUCUGCCGUCGAAUUCAUUGUGGUGGGUUGGUAUCCCUGGGUCACGUACUUGGUGUCCUGGAUAUACUUAGCAUUUUUGAUCUUGUGGCAGCGACGCAGUCUUCAGGCCAGUGAUUUGGUGUUCUUCAAUUUAAGCACCCUGUAUACCCUUACCUGCACCUCCUACGAAUCGGUGGUUAUUCAAAUGCUGGCCAUGGAACUCCAGAUGGCUCUGCGGAUGAAGCUGGAGAGAAAUGAGGGGAUUGGAUCGAAGAAUGCCGCCCAUUACAUAGUGGUGUACUGCUGGUACUCCCUUUUCGCCAUUGGCAGCUUUCCGGUCUUUGAUGACUUCCUGGACAUCCUACACGAAACGUGUUUUGGCUACUUUUCUCUGACUUAUGGCCUUGUUAUGGUGAUGAAGUUGCUGCUUCCCUGGCUGCUCAUCCUUUGCGUCCUGGCGGGGAACUACAAGGAUCUCGGCUCUUAUGAGCGCCUGAUUUUCGUAAGGCUGAUGCUCAUAAGCAGUGGCAUGUCCUUGGUGCUUCUGCAUAGGAUUACUAGAGUUGGACCGUGGAGGGAGAUCCUUAGCAGAUUCGCAGAGUUUUCAGUGGUUCUAGUAUUUCCACUCGUCUGGCUGUUGUUGUGGCGACUGGCGCAACUGAAACUUGGCUCCAAAUGGAUAUUCCAGCUUCCUGGUAGAGUAACUAUCCGUUAGUUGUAAAUCUGUUAAUAUAGCUGGAAUUCGUUUAAACAAAUAAAUUAUAAC
This is a messenger RNA of Drosophila ficusphila, 2597 nucleotides long. Its product is annotated as GPI ethanolamine phosphate transferase 1. The coding region runs from base 27 to 2546 and encodes 839 amino acids. Gene Ontology annotation, cellular component: endoplasmic reticulum membrane. Gene Ontology annotation, biological process: GPI anchor biosynthetic process. Lineage: Eukaryota; Metazoa; Arthropoda; Insecta; Diptera; Drosophilidae. Gene Ontology annotation, molecular function: mannose-ethanolamine phosphotransferase activity. The transcript has 2 exons. The record is from RefSeq and is a predicted model, not a curated record.